Vigna radiata var. radiata (mung bean) is the source of this 873-nucleotide messenger RNA. RefSeq lists its product as uncharacterized. Gene Ontology annotation, molecular function: phosphoprotein phosphatase activity. The transcript has 6 exons. The record is from RefSeq and is a predicted model, not a curated record. Lineage: Eukaryota; Viridiplantae; Streptophyta; Magnoliopsida; Fabales; Fabaceae. The coding region runs from base 1 to 873 and encodes 290 amino acids.
AUGGAUUUCAAUGGAAAUAUCGUGAGUACUGAGUCAACUGCCAAAGAAAAAAGACACGAAGAAAAGACUGUGGUAGCCAAAGAAAAAAGAGACGAAGAAAAGAUUGUGUCUGUUACUGACAUAAAUGAAGAUCUCAGUAUAGAAGUUUCCAAAAUUUCUUUACAUGAAACUGCAGUUCAUCCUUUGAAGAAAAGAUUAAUUGUUCUUGAUAUAAAUGGAUUGUUAGCAGCUAUAGUUUCUCCUCCACCAAAGGAUCGCAAACCUGAUAUAAGCAUUGGAAGGAGGGCAAUAUACAAGAGACCAUCUUAUCUUGAUUUUCUGGAAUUUUGCUUAGAAAAAUUUGAAGUUGGGAUAUGGUCAUCAAGACUGAAGAAAAAUGUUGAUCGAGUCAUCGACUAUUUGAUGCCAUCUUUGAAAAACAAAUUUCUUUUCUGCUGGGAUGUUUCUUAUUGCACUGAAACACACUUCAAGACUCUUGAGAAUAAAUAUAAAAAUGUUGUUUUUAAGGAUUUGAGGAAACUCUGGGAUAAGUAUGAUCCUAAUCUCCCAUGGAAGAAAGGGUAUUACAAUGAAUCCAAUACUCUGUUGUUGGAUGAUUCUCCUUACAAGGCAUUGCUGAAUCCACCAAACACUUCGAUUUUUCCUCAGACAUUCUGUUAUCAUGAUGAAAACGACAGCUCCUUAGCUGAAGGAGGAGAUCUCAGAGUAUUUCUAGAAGGCUUGACAAAAGCUGAAGAUAUGAGAAACUAUAUUAAGGAACACCCAUUUGGCCAAGAAGCUAUAAGUGAAAGAAGUGAUUCUUGGAACUUCUAUAAUCAGGUCAUUGAGAGUCUAUCUGCAGAGAAAACAAUGUUUGAUUUGAAGAGUAAAUGA